Messenger RNA from Caenorhabditis briggsae, 2436 nucleotides. The record is from RefSeq and is a predicted model, not a curated record. The coding region runs from base 1 to 2436 and encodes 811 amino acids. The transcript has 8 exons. Lineage: Eukaryota; Metazoa; Nematoda; Chromadorea; Rhabditida; Rhabditidae.
AUGUCCUCUUCUUCUUCUUCUUCUUCAACCUCUGAACCUAGACGUUCGAAAAGAGCACGAAAGCCCACCGAUCGGCUCACGGGAUUCUCGUCGGGCUCAACGGCUGUCGUGAAAUCUCACGACAUGUCCGAAGGGUUCCCGAUCUUCGAGAUCAAAACGCCGGAUGGGAGAACCCUCGUGGAAAAUGAUGACGAACUCCGGGAGUAUCGUCUUGUAUUGGACGAAUACCGUCACCAACAAGAUCCCUCUGUGAAAUGGAAGGCUGGAUUCUACAAAAUCCAAGAGAUUCUCGAGGAACGAAUCAUCAAGAGCAAACCCUUCCAGUUGGUGAAAUGGAAAGGGUUUGACAAUCCGAUUUGGAACACGUGGCUGCCUAAAUCUGAAGUGAAAGACGUAAAAGAAGUCUGGAAACCACGUCAACACGCCAAGAGAUCCAAAAUUGUGAAUCAGACUCCUCAGAUGUGGUCUUUGGGAGCUGCGCCGUUUUCUGGCGUCAGCACAGGAGUGUUGGAGUACAGGAGUGGACCAUCCUCGCCAGCAACCGUCUCGACUGGACCAUCCUCACCAGCAUUCCUUCUUUCUGGAUUGGCCCGAGGAGUCUCGAAUGGACCUUCUCUGUCAGGUUCGCCGGUUUCUGGCUUGAGCGCCGGAGUCUCAAAUGGGCCAUCUUCGCCGUCUCCUGGGUUGGUAACGACAUCCUCAAUCGGAACAUCUGGGCUAUCUCCGCUGUCUUCUGGGUUGCUUACAAGAUUAUUGAAUCCUCCAUGUCCAUCUAAUGUACUGUCUUCCGGUGUGAGUGCAGGAGUCUCAAACGGGUCAUUUUCGUCUGCUCUGCCAACUUCGGGCUCGGCCACAGGACUAUCGAAUGCUCCAUCUCUAUCAGGCGUGCCAAGACUAAACGUUCUGUUUUCCACUCCUUCUUCUGGAGGAUCUCCAUCAGCUGCGGGACCUACUGGAACCUGGCAACACCAAACGGCAGCGCCAAACCAUGGUACAGCAGCACCAAAUGUCCCGUUUGCCACUCCUCCUUCUGGUGGAUCUCCAUCAGGUCCGAAUUCUUCCGGAAGCUCGUCUUCUUCAUCUGCAGGGAACACAAUGAAUUCGAACGGUGAAAGCUCGUCGUUUGGAAGUUCGACUUCAGCUGAAUACGUCGACCCAAUUCAGUCCUCACAAGGACAACCAAGUGAUCAGGGUUUGCCAAGUGAUCAGGGUUUGCCUGGAGAUCUUCCUCACACCGGAGCCCAACCAAUGCCAAGCAGUCAACGAGUUCAUCGAGUUGCUCCCUUUGCAGGAGCCCCGCCUGUGCCAAACGGUCAAGAAGUUCAUCGAGCUGCUCCUUUUGCCGGAGCCCCGCCUAUGCCAAACGGUCAAGAAGUUCAUGGAGCUGCUCCUUUUGCCGGAGCCCCGCCUAUGCUAAAUCGUCAAGGAGUUCAUGGAGCUGCUCCUUUCGCCGGAGCCCCGCCUAUGCCAAACCGUCAAGGAGUUCAUCGAGCUGCUUUUUUUGCAGGAGCCCCACCUAUGCCAAACGGUCAAGGAGUUCAUGGAGCUGCUCCUUUUGCCGGAGCCCCGCCUAUGCCAAACCGUCAAGGAGUUCAUGGAGCUGCUCCUUUUGCCGGAGCCCCGCCUAUGCCAAACCGUCAAGGAAUUCAUCGAGCUGCUCCUUUUGCCGGAGCCCCGCCUAUGCCAAACCGUCAAGGAGUUCAUGGAGCUGCUCCUUUUGCCGGAGCCCCGCCUAUGCCAAACCGUCAAGGAGUUCAUGGAGCUGCUCCUUUUGCCGGAGCCCCGCCUAUGCCAAAUGGUCAGGGAUUGUUUGGAGGCAAUCUUCACGGCGGAGCCCCACAAAUUCCAAGUGGUCUGGGAUUCUUCGGAGGUUCUCCUUUUGCCGGAGCCCCACCAAUGCCAAGCAGUUUAGGAUUUUUCGGAUUUUCAGGAUACUACCCUUCGAAUAGACCACAGGAGCCUAUUGUUACCUUCCCAGACUCAGAUGAUGAAGAUGAGGAGGAGCCAAUGCCAGAAGCGCCAAAUGAUUAUGGUCGAAUAAUUGUUGAGCUGACUGACGAGCAAGCCGAACAGUACCCACCGAGCACACUGAAUUAUUCAAUAGUCACCUUCCCAGAUGAGGAAGACGAGGAGGAGACGGAGGAGCUGGAUACUUCGAGAUGUUCGGAUACUGGGCUCGCAGUGGUUCCAUGGCCACUCGAGCCGCAAAGACUCAUUGGCGAUCGAGAGAUUCAUCGCUCUGGAUUCCGUCGGUACGUCAAUCAAAAUCCGAACCCAGCUCCAUUUGUACCAAACCUUGGAAUCCAGCUUCAGGUGUACCAAAUCUUGAACCUUGCCAAUCUUCUUCAGAACUUCACUGCGGCUGACCUAGCUCAGCUCAUUCCUAAUGGGAUACCGCAAGUGAUUCCGUCGCAGUUCCAAGGACCCCAACAAUGA